CUUAACAGAGCAACAAGGCAGAGCAAUGUAAUUAAUCAGUGCAGGGACAGGAAAGUGUGCACAGGCCCUUUGCACCACAAGGCAGGAGUUACAAUUGUUCGAGCCUUGGAAAUGGCUUUGCUGUGUUACAACAAGGGCUGUGGGCAAAGAUUUGAUGCCAAUAAGAACGCUGAGGAUUCCUGUGUGUACCACCCAGGUGUUCCCAUAUUCCAUGAUGCCCUGAAGGGCUGGUCUUGUUGCAAGAAACGAACCACAGACUUCUCAGAAUUCCUCUCCAUAAAGGGCUGCAUGAAGGGGUGUCACAGCAAUGAGAAGCCCCCCGAGCCCUUCCGGCCAGAGGAUACCUCAGACAAGCUGAAGGCCAAGCCAAGCACAGAACCCAUCGUCCAAAGCCCAAAAUCAGCUGAGAAGAUGCAGCGUGAAAGGCCAAGCUCUGAUGAGCCAAGACAGCCACUGCUGAUUAAAGUGUCCAGGUCUCUGGAGCAGACCCUGGAGAAGCUGAAGCUGGCCUCCAAAAACCAAUGCCCAGAGGGAGGUUCCUUGUGCAGGGCAGAGGCCAUUCCAGAGGUCAGGACUGGCACCACCUGUAAGAACUCAGGCUGUAAGGCGAUCUACAAGGGGGCAGAGAAUGAGACAGAGGCUUGUAUUUUCCACCCCGGAAUUCCUGUCUUCCAUGAGGGUAUGAAGUACUGGAGUUGUUGUGGCAUUAAAACUACAGACUUCAGUGCGUUUCUGGAGCAAGAGGGCUGCAGCACUGGGAAACACAGCUGGCUAAAGAAGGAGGAGAUACAGGCUCAUGUAUGCUGGAGGCUGGCCUCAGUAACAGGCUCCUUUCCUCACCAGGAUACGAAGUUGGUGUCUUGUCGACAAGACUGGCAUCAAACCAGCAGCCAAGUGGUGGUGACAAUUUAUGCCAAGAAUCCUCUGCCAGCACUCAGCUCUGUGACAGCCAGUCGCACUGUGAUUGAUGUCCAUAUCAUGUUCGAAGGUGACAAGGUUUUCCAGGCAAAGCUGGAUCUCUGGGGUGUCAUUGAUGUACAGAAGAGCUUUGUAAACAUGGUGCCCACAAAGGUGGAAAUCACCCUGCGAAAGGCUAGCCCCAUGACCUGGGCCAAACUGGAGCAUCUCCAGAGCAGCUCUCAGCCCAGACAAGACCAGACCGAGAAAGAUCCUGUGGAUGAUGAGGACCCCGAAGGAGUGCAAUGGGAGGAGUCAGAUGACAGCUUGAGCUGGUCAGAGGAGGCAGAUGAGGAGCGGGAGGAAGGAGCAGUAAGCAAAUGACAUUCAUGUAGUGUCUUCAAAACAGAGAUUGAAGCCUCUUUCUUUCAAAGACAAGCAUGUGGGACCCCAGAACCAUCUCCAGGUGAGCAGAUUGAAUUCCUUGGAGACUGAGAGCCAGCUCUGGAUUUAAAGCUGCUAGAGACACUGCCUCCCAAGUGUAAAGCGUUCAGCUCACCUAUGUCUCUCUGGCAGUGUCUAUACUGGGAUAUUUCUUGUACACUUGGGAAGAAGUUAAAGAGCAGCUACUAAAGUUUGACAUUUUUAAAUCAGCAUUCAGGUGUUUUAAAAGAGCUGGCUGAGGAGCUCACUAGACCGUUAAUGUUAAUUUUCAUUAAGUCUUGAAAAAUCCCAGAAGUUCUAAAACACUGGAAGAAAGCUAAUGUGACAGUAUUCAAGAGGGUAAACCAUAUAACCUGGGUAAUUAUGGGCCUGCCAGUAUGACAUUGAUCCCAGGAAAGAUAAAGAAGCAGCUGAUAUGGGACUUUAAUUCUCUUACUCUCCUUUAAUUUUUUUUUAUUAAUAAUGCCAAUCAACAUGGGUUUAUGGAAAAUAGAUCCUGUCAAAACUGAUUUGGUAUCUUUCCUGAAUGAGAUUACAAGUUUUGUUGAUAAAGGUAAUAGUGUACCACAUAACAUUUUGAUUUAAAAAAAUUGGAAUGAUAUUAAGAUGGCACACAUUAAGCAGAUUAAAAGCUAGCUAACUGA
Molecule: messenger RNA, 1985 nt
Organism: Mauremys mutica (yellowpond turtle)
Lineage: Eukaryota; Metazoa; Chordata; Testudines; Geoemydidae
Gene: ITGB1BP2
Product: integrin subunit beta 1 binding protein 2
Exons: 11
Coding region: 112-1281 (389 amino acids)
Source: RefSeq, a predicted model, not a curated record